Anolis sagrei ordinatus is the source of this 3570-nucleotide messenger RNA. RefSeq names its product cilia and flagella associated protein 58 (gene CFAP58). The record is from RefSeq and is a predicted model, not a curated record. NCBI's taxonomy places the organism in Eukaryota, Metazoa, Chordata, Lepidosauria, Squamata, Anolidae. Gene Ontology annotation, cellular component: cytoskeleton.
AUGGCUGAGGAAAGGUAUGACAAGCCUGCAAUAGAAGAAAAUGUCUUUGAAGCCUUGGAAAAAGACUUCCAAGAAGUCAUCAAUGAGCUUACAGGAGAUCAAAGCUUGGAAAAAUUCCGUAUAGAAUAUGAGAAGCUUCAUGCAGUACUGAAAAAGUCCUAUGAGAAUGAAAAGCGUCUUAUGGCAAAAUGCAGGGAAUUGAAUGCAGAAAUUGUGGUGAAUUCAGCUAAAGUGGCCACUGCUCUGAAGCUUUCCCAGGAUGAUCAGACAACCAUCGCAUCACUGAAAAGGGAGAUUGAAAAAGCCUGGAAAAUGGUAGAUGCAGCUUAUGAGAAAGAGCAGAAAGCAAAGGAAACCAUCUUGACUCUUAAAGAAGAAAUCUUGAGCUUGACUAAAUUAGUGGAGCAAGGAUCUGGGUUAUCACUGGGUCAAGAGCAUAGCAUGCGGGAAUUGCUGAAGUUUAAAGAGGAAGUAACAAAAGAACGGGACCAAUUGUUAGCAGAGGUUGUAAAGUUACGUGAAAAUGUAGCCAAUAUGUCAGAUCAGCAGCAAGAGGCAGAAAAGACAAAAGUUGAGACAGACUCCACUAUUGCUCAGCUCCAACAGGAAAUCCAGAUGCGUCAGAAUGAAGCUUCCCGGGACUCUAGAAAGAAAGACAAAAUGGAGAAGGAACUGAGACAGCUUCAGGCAGAAUUGGACAACAAAUUAACUGAUAUGAAGACAAUGCAGCAGAAUAUGAAUAAGACCAAAGAGGAUCUCUCGAAACUUGAACAGCAGCUCAAAGAACAAAAGAUCCAGAAUGAAAGAUUCCAGAAAGACCUAGAUCAAUGCCAAAUUAAAAACGCCAAACUCCAGCAAGACAAUGACCAGCACAUUUUGGUGGUUGAGCAACUGUCACAGGAGAAUCAACAGAAAACCCUGGAGCUAAGAUCAAGAGAAGAUGAGCUGUCUCAGAUGCGUCAAGAGAUUGGAAAGCUUACCAAAACGAGAGAGAUUAUGCAACGAAAAUUACGUGCUGUAGAAGAGCAAAAAAUACAUGCUGAACAUGAAAGGGAACUUCUUAAAAACCAUAUCUCUGGGUUAGAGAAAGAGCUGGAAGCUGCCAAAAAGCAAGCAGAGAUUGAUAAGAAAGCUAUAGAUGAACUUGUGAGAGAAAGGGACAUAUUGAACAAGAACUUGCUCAAGGCUGCCAGUGUCACUCAGAAGCAGAUGAACCUUGUUAAGCUCCAUGAACAGUCAAAAAAGAACCUAGAAGAAGAAAUUCAGAAUUAUAAGGAUGAGGCUUUUAAACAGAGGAAGAUUAUUUUUCAGCUGGAGAAGGAGAGAGACCGCUAUAUCAAUGAAGCCAGUGAUCUCACACAGAAGGUCCUUCAUCAUAUGGAAGACAUUAAAGUGCGGGAAAUGCAGAUCUUUGAUUACAAAAAGAUGAUAGCAGAGUAUGAAACAAAAUUAAAACAACAACAAAAUCUCUAUGAAGCUGUGAGAUCAGACAGAAACCUCUAUAGUAAAAAUCUGAUUGAAGCCCAGGAUGAAAUCAAUGAAAUGAGGAAAAAACUGAAGAUUAUGACACACCAGGUAGACCAGCUGAAAGAAGAGAUCAAUGCUAAAGAGGCAGCUCUUGUGAAAGUGCACCUGGACCAUCAACGGAUAGAAAAAGAAAAAGAAGCCUUAAAGACCGAACUGCUUAAAAUGAGGCAACAAGCUCUGGAGACUAAACAUUUUAUUGAAAAACAAGAGGAGGAAGAAAGAAAACUCUUGAAAAUCAUUUCUGAAGCAGAUGCAGAGAGAAUGAAGCAAAAGAAAGAACUGGACCAGGUUAUUAGUGAAAGAGACAUCCUGGGGAGCCAGCUGGUUCGCCGCAAUGAUGAAUUGGCUCUUCUAUAUGAGAAGAUCAAAAUCCAGCAAUCAAUUCUGAAUAAGGGAGAAAUGCAGUACCGGCAAAGAGUUGAAGACAUCCGACUGCUCAAGUUGGAGAUCAAAAAACUUCGUCGGGAGAAGGCAAUACUUAGCAAGAGCGUGGCUAAUGUGGAGGAACUCAGGCAGGAAGUUUAUCAUAUGCAAAAAGAACUGCUGAAGGAACGCACUCGUUGUAGAGCAUUGGAGGAAGAACUAGAGAACCCAAUGAAUGUUCACAGAUGGAGGAAAUUAGAGGCCAGUGAUCCAAGUACCUAUGAACUGAUACAGAAGAUACAUGCACUACAGAAACGGCUUAUAAGCAAGACAGAAGAAGUGGUGGAAAAAGAGUUGCUCCUACAGGAAAAGGAGAAGCUAUAUGUGGAACUGAAGCACAUCUUAGCCCGUCAACCCGGACCAGAAGCAGCUGAGCAAUUGCAGUUGUAUCGGUAUACCUUACGGGAGAAAACCAAGCAACUUAAAGUUUUGUCUUCAGAACUCAACAUGUAUGAAUCACAGAGUCAAGAAUACAAAUAUGAAAUCGAAAGACUUGCCAAUGAGCUUCUGAAUGUGAAAAAGAAAUACCUCACUCAAAGACGCAAGGAACAGGAAAACAAGGAGAAGGAAAGAGUCUUGAAUACCAUGGAACAUGACUUCUCGGUGCCGAGGACCAGAGUUUCACGCUUUACUGGUGGCGGUUAUCCACUUAGCAACCCACCUCCCAAAAUUGUGGUCUGAAUCAUUGGAUCAGUGCACCGUGUCAACUGUUUUGGCACCUUCUGAACUAAACAUUUUUCUUUUUGGAAAUAUUUUGCAUAAUAAUAUAUGGUGCUUUUAUAGUAACGUGCACUAAAAUACUACCUUGAGAUCACUGAUAAGAAGGAAAGUUUGACAAUAAUGUUUGCUACAAGGAUGCCACUCUGCAUUCUGUAGUUAUCAGUGGAGUCACUUCUCCUUUUUAAAAGCAAUCUUAUGCCACUGGGAACUUAUCAUUGGUUGUAAGUUCUGGUCAUUUCCAAGAAAAUAUACUGAGGAUUGAUGGUAAAUUGGUAAUCAACUUGAUGCAUAUUAUAUUGCUUCAAUCCAUCUCUUUCUAAAUAUAUCCCUUGAAACUACAUUGAAAAAAACAAGAAUGUUAUUCUCCAUCAAAAUGAGCUAAAAAUUAUCUUAAUGGAACAUUAAUGUAUGAAGGUGUAAGGUCAUGUGUUAUACAAUUGCAAAGUUCAUUAUGACAGAGGUAGGUAAUUUGGAGCCUUCCAGAUGUUUUGCCUUAUGUAAUGAGCAAUCCUGGCUAGGACUUAUGGGAGUCAUCGCCUAAAAUAUCUGCAGGACACCAGAUUGACUAUUUCUGUGUUCAAGAGAACAGAAAGGUAAUCUUGAGCUGACUCUAGUGAAUACAUUUCUUUUUUAUUUUAGAUACCAGGUCAGAUUGGAACAUCUUUAACUCUAUUUAGAUUUUCUUAUUUUCAGUUUAAACUUAUUAAAAUGAGGGCAUUGAGUUACUUUUGCAACAUUUAACCUUUGUUUACAUAUGAAGCCUUACAUGUUUCUCCACAAUGAAAAACCUUUUUCAACCUCUAAGAAAUCGGGUUAUCAUACAUUAAGAAGCCAUAUGAGAGAUACACUGUCUGAGUUGCUGUAGGUGGUGGGAACUUAAAAUAAACUUUAUAAAAUCUG